GUUUCCUGUGUGUCACAUGACUCGCGCUCUGCUGUCAUUCAGUAGCUCUUAGCAAAGCACGUCAACCAGCGUCAGAUUUCUUAGGUUUCUGUACCUUAUCCGACAAUGGCAACACUGGUGGCAAACAGGGCGAUGGAUGUGAACGGCCUGGCAGCGGCUUCGAGGACACAUACCCAGGCUGUGACCAGGAACUACAUCUCUCAGCCCAGGCUAACCUACUCCACUGUAUCGGGUGUAAAUGGACCCCUGGUGAUCCUGGACAAUGUGAAGUUCCCUAGGUAUGCUGAGAUUGUUCACCUGACCUUGCCAGAUGGUACCAAGAGGAGCGGGCAGGUCCUCGAGGUGAUUGGAACCAAGGCAGUUGUUCAGGUGUUUGAGGGAACAUCAGGUAUUGAUGCCAAGAAGACAGCAUGUGAAUUCACUGGUGAUAUCUUGCGUACCCCGGUGUCAGAGGACAUGCUAGGUCGUGUGUUCAAUGGUUCAGGCAAACCUAUCGAUCGCGGGCCGACUGUUCUGGCUGAAGAUUACUUGGACAUCAUGGGUCAGCCCAUCAAUCCUCAGUGCCGCAUCUACCCUGAGGAGAUGAUCCAGACUGGCAUCUCGGCCAUUGAUGGCAUGAAUAGCAUUGCUCGAGGACAGAAGAUCCCCAUUUUCUCUGCUGCUGGGCUGCCCCACAAUGAGAUUGCUGCCCAAAUCUGUCGUCAGGCUGGCCUGGUGCAGAAGUCCAAGGAUGUGAUGGACUAUAGUGCAGACAACUUUGCCAUUGUCUUCGCAGCCAUGGGGGUCAACAUGGAAACGGCCCGUUUCUUCAAGUCUGACUUUGAGGAAAAUGGCUCUAUGGACAAUGUCUGCCUUUUCCUCAACUUGGCCAACGACCCCACCAUCGAGCGCAUCAUCACUCCCCGCCUGGCGCUGACUACAGCAGAGUACCUGGCCUACCAGUGUGAGAAACAUGUCCUGGUCAUCCUCACUGACAUGAGUUCCUACGCUGAAGCUCUGAGAGAGGUCUCUGCUGCCCGAGAGGAAGUACCCGGGCGUCGAGGGUUUCCUGGCUACAUGUACACAGAUCUGGCCACCAUCUAUGAGCGCGCCGGCAGAGUGGAAGGCAGAAGCGGCUCCAUCACCCAGAUCCCCAUUCUGACCAUGCCCAACGAUGACAUCACUCAUCCCAUUCCUGAUCUGACUGGAUACAUCACAGAGGGCCAGGUGUAUGUGGACAGACAGCUGCACAACAGACAGAUCUACCCACCUAUCAACGUGCUGCCCUCUCUGUCCCGUUUAAUGAAGUCUGCCAUUGGAGAGGGGAUGACCAGGAAGGACCAUGCUGAUGUGUCAAACCAGCUGUAUGCCUGUUAUGCUAUCGGUAAGGAUGUCCAGGCCAUGAAGGCCGUGGUGGGAGAAGAGGCGCUCACCUCGGAUGAUCUGCUGUAUCUGGAGUUCCUGCAGAAGUUUGAAAAGAACUUUAUUGCUCAGGGCCCAUACGACAACAGGACGGUGUACGAAACCUUAGACAUCGGCUGGCAGCUGCUGCGAAUCUUCCCCAAGGAGAUGCUCAAGAGGAUUCCUCAGAGCACCCUGGCAGAGUUUUACCCCCGAGAGUCUGCUGCUCGUCACUGAGGCACACUUCACCAUGCUCUGGCUCUGCUAACAGGCCCUGUUUCCAUGUCUCAGUAAUAAUAUCCCCCUCCUUUAGAUUCACUGUAGUGUGUUCGUGUAUGAAAAGUGUCUGAGUAAAGAGUAAGCCUAUCCUAAUCAGUCCUUAUUUAUUGUGCUGUUAUAUAUCAAGAUCUUCUUUUUCAAAUAAAGCCCAACGAAAGCAAAGCAAAAGGUUUCCUGUAGAGCCCCGUGAUGAUACCACCAUGUUCUCAGAAAUCCCUUAAGAUGUUAUUUCAUAAUUUAGUAACUGUACAGAAACACACGUACAGGUACUGGUGUUUGUUUGAAGGACGGUCAGUCCUCUUUACUCUCCGUGUUACGUGGACCUGGAUACUUUCUUCUGCCCUCUGGACCUUCUUGCUUCUUCUCUGCAUUUACAUUUUUGUGGUGUUUUGAUUUGUCUUGCAAAAACAUGAGUGAGUGUAUUUUAAAGAAAUCACAUCUGUGUGCAGAAACAGUUUAUUGUGCAACCAUGGUUCUGUGAGUUUACAUUAAAUUAUAUGACAGUG
Pelmatolapia mariae (spotted tilapia) is the source of this 2165-nucleotide messenger RNA. RefSeq names its product ATPase, H+ transporting, lysosomal, V1 subunit B, member a (gene atp6v1b2a). The transcript is spliced from 14 exons. Bases 106 to 1617 code for a protein of 503 amino acids. The record is from RefSeq and is a predicted model, not a curated record. Lineage: Eukaryota; Metazoa; Chordata; Actinopteri; Cichliformes; Cichlidae. Gene Ontology annotation, molecular function: proton-transporting ATPase activity, rotational mechanism; ATP binding. Gene Ontology annotation, cellular component: proton-transporting V-type ATPase, V1 domain. Gene Ontology annotation, biological process: proton transmembrane transport; ATP metabolic process; vacuolar acidification.